AUGGUCGAAGUAGAAAAUAAAGCUGUGGUGAUCCAGCCAAGUGAUCUUCCACCAAAGAAGACUGACCUAGGGGUGUUCACACUCCUAAUUUCCAUCAGAGACGUUCAAAUGGAGCACGCAAUGUGCGACCUAGGGGCUUCCAUCAAUAUUAUGUCGUAUUCUAUAUACGAGAGGCUGGAAGAAGCUAAGCUUGUCAAAACCGAUAUGGUGAUACAGCUAGCAGAUGGAUCUUGCAUUCACCCCGAGGGAGUUCUGAAAGAUGAAGUCGUCAAGGUAAACAAAUUCAUAUACCCCGCCGACUUCUUCAUCAUAAAGAUGACAAAGCCAGGAGCGGAGGAGUCUACCAGAGUCCUUUUGGGAAGACCAUUCCUAUCUACAGCCAUCGCAAUCAUUGACGUCCGCCAUAGAACGAUGAAUUUAGGUUUUAAAGGAGAGCAGCUUACAUUCGAUAUUGAUAAAGUUGUGAGGAAGCCACAGGACAGUGAGAGCAUGCAAUCGGUGGAUACUAUCAGACCUUCGGAGCAAAAGUGUCUAGAAAAGGAACUCUUCGAAAAACCGCCUGUUGAUUCCACUGAAGAUUAA
Messenger RNA from Salvia splendens (bonfire salvia), 582 nucleotides. RefSeq lists its product as uncharacterized. Lineage: Eukaryota; Viridiplantae; Streptophyta; Magnoliopsida; Lamiales; Lamiaceae. Bases 1 to 582 code for a protein of 193 amino acids. The record is from RefSeq and is a predicted model, not a curated record. The transcript has a single exon.